AUGAGCAGCAUGUACGAGCGAGCGUUUCAACGCGGGUCGGUCGUCUACAGCUUCAAUACCGACGAUACAUUCCCAGACUGUAAGUUCCUACGUCGGUAUCGGUGCGUCAAGACCGCAAGCUUCGCUCGACCUCGUUUGGCUCUGUUUGAUACCGACGAUCGCUGGUGUUUCCUCGAAGAGUUCGCUCCAUUAACAAGAGGCUCACCGUCGUCCGUAAACGGGUUCACAAUCUCGCAGCGCUCACUACAGUCAGAUGCACUUCCACGAACAGUACGACCACCUAACGAACUCGUUCGACACAGCCACAGUCUUGGCUUUAAGCGUUCCGACAAGCGCAUUCACCAGGUCGUUGGUCUAUCGAUUGGUUACUUGGUUGAAACGAUCUGUGAACGUCGUCCUGCAGCGGUACGGAUCGUGCUUUACGGCUGCUGUUCUGGUGGAGACGUGGAGUUUAACAUCACUCGAAGGAGAAUGAUGCGACUCUCACACGGUGUGCUCAAACUGCCAGCAAUCGUGCGUCGUCGUCGGAUGAGCGCUCAAGUACCGGCUGAUGUGUGGUCGAUCACGAGACAGACAUCGACAGCUUCAGUCUCCUCGAGAUGCGUGAGCUGUUCGCGAGCACUCCAUUGGUUGCUUAUGGUCAAGAAAAGUCGCUGUUACUUGUGUGCACAUUUCGUGUGUUCUCGUUGCUGGAUCCGACAGCCUCUAGAAGCCACAAGUGGCCGUACAAUCUCCGUCAUCAUGUGCUCGAACUGCUUGCACAGCGUUCAGAACUGCAACUACGCUCACCUCGCAGCGUCUUCAAUGUCUGACCAUGAACGUGGCAGUAGCAUGAGCACUUUAAGUCCCCGUUCGGUCGCUGGUGCAGAAGUUUACUACCACACGACACAGGUGUCACCAGAUGCCGACGAUGCUCCCAACCCAGGACACGCUGUGGUGUCGUAUCUCGAAGAUAUCGUCAGUGACAAAGCAGAACACUCUUCAACAACUAUAAGCUUGAGGUCCCAGACUGCCGUCAGUGUUCUCAAACAGCUCGUCUGUACACUUGACGAAGGAGUCAACCGGGUGCAUCAUUCCUUGAAUGAAAGUCCGGAAGAUCCAGGGUUUGAGCCCUCGUCUGCACUGCAAAGACUCCGUGCUCAAUUCCAACGAGAAGCUUUGCCUCUGGAGGCCUGCGUGCUCUCCAACGCUGUAACUCGUGCAUAUCCCAUCGACACGUCAGGUGGUAGCGCAGGUGUACCUGUCGUUCCAGUGGGUCCCAUUCCUCCGAAUGAAGCCAAUCGGAUCCAAUCUAUUGUCCAGGACCAAUUGUUGCUUGCCAGAGGCUCCGACGAACUCGUUCUUAUCUGCGAGUUAGCCGCGCGUGAACUGAAUUGCAAGGCUGCACUGGUGACUAUAGUCGGGAGUACGACGCAGUUCGUAUUGGCCAGCAACGCUCCAAUCUUCCAAAACACAGAGCUACCUAGAGAACACACAUUGUGUCAGCAUCUGCUAAUGGGCGACAGACCGAUGCUCGUUCAGCAUCCGGAGGCUGACAUCCGCUUCUGCAACUUGAACUUUGUAGCCGACUAUGGCAUCCAGUUUUACGCCGGCUUUCCCAUUUUCAGUCGCGACGAGCUCUCAGUGGUAGGAUCACUGUGUUGCCUCGAUGUUCGCUCACGAGAGAUGGCGCAGUCGCAAUACUCCACAUUCUUGCAUCUUACCAGGACAGCGUCACGUAUCAUUGUCGAAAAAUGUAGCCAAGCUAGCACUUUCACUGUAAGUGUGCUCCAACCGCAACAGCAGCGCAGGUAA
Molecule: messenger RNA, 1794 nt
Organism: Phytophthora nicotianae INRA-310
Lineage: Eukaryota; Oomycota; Peronosporomycetes; Peronosporales; Peronosporaceae
Exons: 1
Coding region: 1-1794 (597 amino acids)
Molecular function (GO): protein binding
Source: RefSeq, a predicted model, not a curated record